GAGUGUGCGUGCAUGCGUGCGUGCGUGCGUGCGUGUUUGCGUGUGGUGAUAGUUCCCGCCAUCAGCGGCUUUCCCUGUUUGGGGGGGAGCGAGCAGGCUUGCUCCUUACUCGGUGUCCCUUCCUUUUUUACCUCCGGCUCCUCCUCCUCCUCCGCGCGAACUCUGCUGCUUCCGGCAGGCUUGUCUGGGGGCCCCGGACCCUCAGGCACAGAAUCUGUCAGGUGAAGGUGUAUUUUUGUUUUUUUAAUUUGGUUAGAAACGAUUUAUUUUUAAAGAAAAUAUGUCUCCUCUGAAGAUACAUGGACCUAUCAGGAUUCGAAGUAUGCAGACUGGGAUCACAAAGUGGAAAGAAGGAUCCUUUGAAAUUGUGGAAAAAGAGAAUAAAGUCAGCCUAGUAGUUCACUACAAUACUGGAGGAAUUCCAAGGACGUUUCAGCUAAGUCAUAACAUUAAAAAUGUGGUGCUUCGACCCAGUGGAGCAAAGCAGAGCCGCCUAAUGUUAACUCUACAAGAUAAUAGCUUCUUGUCUAUUGACAAAGUACCAAGUAAGGAUGCAGAAGAAAUGAGGUUGUUUUUAGAUGCAGUCCAUCAAAACAGACUUCAUACAGCCAUGAAACCUUCUCAGGGUUCUGGUAGUUUUGGAGCCAUUCUGGGUAGCAGGGCCUCACAGAAGGAAACGAACAGGCAGCUUUCUUACUCAGAUAAUCAGACCUCGUCAAAAAGGGGAAGUUUGGAAACUAAAGAUGAUAUUCCAUUUCGAAAAGUUCUUGGUAAUCCAGGUAGAGGAUCCAUUAAGACUGUAUCAGGAAGUGGAAUAACUGUCACCCGGACGAUUCCUUCUUUGACAGCUACAUCAACACCUCUUAGAUCAGGGUUAUUAGAAAACCGCACCGAAAAGAGAAAAAGAAUGCUAUCAUCUGACUCAGAGCUGAAUGAAGAUUACCCUAAGGAAAAUGAUUCAUCGUCGAACAACAAGGCUAUGACAGAUCCCUCAAGAAAGUAUUUAACCAGCAGUAGAGAAAAGCAGUUGAGUUUGAAACAAUCUGAAGACAAUCGGACAUCAGGGCUUUUACCUUUGCAGUCAUCGUCAUUUUAUGGAAGCAGAGCUGGAUCCAAGGACUACUCUUCUAGUGUCACUAACCUAGAUAGGACUAAUAUUUCAAGCCAAACUCCUUCUGCCAAAAGAAGUUUGGGAUUUCUUCCUCAGCCAAUUCCUCUUUCUGUUAAAAAAUUGAGGUGUAAUCAGGAUUACACUGGCUGGAACAAACCAAGAGUGCCCUUUUCAUCUCACCAACAGCAGCAGCUACAAGGAUUCUCCAAUUUGGGAAAUACAUGCUAUAUGAAUGCCAUUUUACAAUCUCUGUUUUCACUCCAGUCAUUUGCAAAUGAUUUACUUAAACAAGGUAUCCCAUGGAAGAAAAUUCCACUCAAUGCACUUAUCAGGCGUUUUGCACACUUGCUUGUUAAAAAAGAUAUCUGUAAUUCAGAGACCAAAAAAGAUUUACUCAAAAAAGUUAAAAAUGCCAUUUCAGCUACAGCAGAAAGAUUUUCUGGUUAUAUGCAGAAUGAUGCUCAUGAAUUUUUAAGUCAGUGUUUAGACCAAUUGAAAGAGGAUAUGGAAAAAUUAAAUAAAACUUGGAAGAUUGAACCUAUUCCUGGAGAAGAAAAUUCACCAGAUAUUUCAGCCACCAGAGUGUACACUUGCCCUGUUAUUUCUAAUUUGGAGUUUGAGGUUCAGCACUCCAUUAUUUGUAAAGCAUGUGGAGAGACUAUCCCCAAAAGAGAACAGUUUAAUGACCUCUCCAUCGACCUUCCUCGUAGGAAAAAGCCACUCCCUCCUCGUUCAAUUCAAGAUUCUCUUGAUCUUUUUUUUAGGGCAGAAGAACUUGAGUAUUCUUGUGAAAAGUGUGGUGGGAAGUGUGCCCUUGUCAGACACAAAUUUAACAGGCUUCCCAGGGUCCUCAUUCUUCAUUUGAAACGAUACAGCUUCAAUGUGGCUCUCUCACUGAACAACAAAAUUGGGCAGCAAGUCAUCAUUCCAAGAUACCUGACCCUGUCAUCUCAUUGCACUGAAAAUACAAAACCACCUUUUACUCUUGGCUGGAGUGCACAUACGACAGUUUCUAGACCAUUGAAAACCUCUCAAAUGGUGAAUUCCUGCAUCACCAGCCCUUCUACACCUUCAAAGAAAUUCACCUUUAAAGCCAAGAGCUCCUUGGCUUUAUACAUUGAUUCAGACAGUGAGGAUGAGCUAAAACGCUCUGUGGCUGUCAGCCAGCGACUUUGUGAAAUGUCAGGCAAUGAACAACAGGAAGACCUGGAGAAAGAUUCAAAACUAUGCAGAGUCGAGUCUGAUAAGUCUGAAUUGGAAAACUCGGGAUAUGACAGAAUGAGUGAAGAAGAGCUUCUGGCAGCUGUCUUAGAGAUCAGUAAGAGAGAAGCGUCACCAACCCUCAGUCAUGAUGAUGAUGAUAAACCAACCAGCAGCCCAGAUACUGGAUUUGCAGAAGAUGAUAUUCCAGAAAUGUCUGAAAAUCCAGACACUGUGGAAGCUGAGAAGCCCAGAACAGUCACAGAGCCAGAUCCUGCCAGUUUUACUGAGAUAACAAAAGACUGUGAUGAGAAUAAAGAAAACAAAACUCCAGAAGGAUCUCAGGGAGAAGUUGAUUGGCUCCAGCAGUAUGAUAUGGAACGUGAAAGGGAAGAACAAGAGCUUCAGCAAGCACUGGCUCAGAGCCUUCAGGAGCAAGAGGCUUGGGAACAGAAAGAAGAUGAUGACCUCAAAAGAGCUACAGAGUUGAGUCUUCAAGAGUUUAACAACUCUUUUCUGGAUGCAUUGGGCUCAGAUGAGGAUUCUGGAAAUGAGGACAUUUUUGAUAUGGAAUACACAGAAGCUGAAGCUGAGGAACUGAAAAGAAAUGCUGAGACUGGGACUCUCCCUCAUUCCUAUCGGCUUAUCAGUGUCGUCAGUCAUAUUGGCAGCACCUCUUCUUCAGGUCAUUACAUUAGUGAUGUGUAUGACAUUAAGAAGCAAGCAUGGUUCACUUACAAUGACCUGGAAGUAUCUAAAAUCCAAGAGACUGCUGUGCAGACUGAUCGAGAUCGGAGUGGUUACAUCUUCUUUUAUAUGCACAAGGAAAUCUUUGAUGAGCUGCUAGAAACAGAAAAGAACUCUCAGGCACUUAGCAUGGAAGCAGGGAAGACUGCCCGUCCAACCUCAUGAGGAAGUCUCCUGUGUUGGUAGUGUGCACUGCAUUUUCUCUCUCACUGCCACUAAUGUCACCUUUCCUCUGCCCAAGGAGAAUUUGAAAUUCUACUUGAUGCGGGAGCAACAAACAGCUCAGGGCCAAACCAAAAGACAAAAUUGCAGUUAUGUGGAAUAAUCCAUGCUAUUUUAUGGACACCUUGGUCUCAUCUGUAGCUGAUUAUCCUCUUUUUCUCCUACAAAAGUGGUACUUCAUUUUGUCUUAUGAGUACAUGUUGUAAAUAUAUAUAUAUAGAUAGAUAUAUAGAUAAACACACACACACACACACACACACACAGGAUGAAUGAAGCCUGAAGGAGUUGGGGUGAGCCACAAGAGUAUGCCUGCUCAAAAGUAACUGCGUGCUGUACGUGGUGACACACAACUGUAAUCUCAACACUUGGGAGGCUGAGGCAGGAGGAUCAGCACAAGUUCAAGGCC
This is a messenger RNA of Fukomys damarensis (Damara mole-rat), 3686 nucleotides long. It is a transcript of the gene Usp37, whose product is annotated as ubiquitin specific peptidase 37. The transcript is spliced from 24 exons. The record is from RefSeq and is a predicted model, not a curated record. NCBI's taxonomy places the organism in Eukaryota, Metazoa, Chordata, Mammalia, Rodentia, Bathyergidae. Gene Ontology annotation, biological process: protein deubiquitination. Gene Ontology annotation, molecular function: cysteine-type deubiquitinase activity. Bases 281 to 3223 code for a protein of 980 amino acids.